AUGCCGCCUCACCCCCUCGAACUGCCCCCAACCCUCUCCCCAGACGCCCUCGACACCCUCACCGAACUGACAGGCAUCCUCACCCGCCUCCGAACCGCAAUCCAAACCUCGGGCUCCUCCUCCGUCGUCGGCGGCCUCACCACAGGCGCAACCCCAGCCGGCACCGGCCCCGGCGCGACCCCCAACCCCCUUGGUUCCGCCGCCAGCCCCAACGCGCCGCUGUCCCUGAAGGACGUCCCCGCGCAGACCGAUGCCCUGAAGCAUAAGCUGCAGCGCGCCCGUACGCAGAUGCGCACGCUCCCGGAUAUGGAGCGCACAGUCGACGAGCAGGAGGAGGAGAUUAAAGAGCUCGAGGAGAGGAUACGGAUGCAGCGCGAGGUGCUGGAUCGGUUACGGCACGCGGGGGUCAAGUUUGGGCAUGAGGAGGGGGGACGGGGGGAUAAGAUGGAGACGGAGUGA
Molecule: messenger RNA, 459 nt
Organism: Colletotrichum phormii
Lineage: Eukaryota; Fungi; Ascomycota; Sordariomycetes; Glomerellales; Glomerellaceae
Product: RNA polymerase II transcription mediator complex subunit 9-domain-containing protein
Exons: 1
Coding region: 1-459 (152 amino acids)
Biological process (GO): regulation of transcription by RNA polymerase II
Cellular component (GO): mediator complex
Molecular function (GO): transcription coregulator activity
Source: RefSeq, a predicted model, not a curated record